Messenger RNA from Nasonia vitripennis (jewel wasp), 1910 nucleotides. Its product is annotated as pre-B-cell leukemia transcription factor 1-like. The record is from RefSeq and is a predicted model, not a curated record. Gene Ontology annotation, molecular function: DNA-binding transcription factor activity, RNA polymerase II-specific; RNA polymerase II cis-regulatory region sequence-specific DNA binding. Gene Ontology annotation, cellular component: nucleus. The transcript has 3 exons. Gene Ontology annotation, biological process: neuron development; embryonic organ development; animal organ morphogenesis. Bases 272 to 1435 code for a protein of 387 amino acids. Lineage: Eukaryota; Metazoa; Arthropoda; Insecta; Hymenoptera; Pteromalidae.
UGAUCCGCUUAUCAUACCUAGCUGUAGGGUUAUAUUAGGGCAAAUUACGACGCGGAUUGGGGAAAAUUCAAGUGAUGAUCGAAAUUUUGGCCGAGAUCGCUAGCUGCCCGCUUCUCACCGAGAGUAUAAAUCUGAAGGUAGCGAGUGCUCGAGCAGCCAUUUGCAUCGAACCGUCCGAGGGUGAGGAUCGACUUGUCGAAAAGUUAGCGUGUGCGUGUAGGUCGUAGUGUCACACAGAGACACACACACACACAGCAGUUUUCCGCGACCGAUGGAUCCGAGCGGGUGCAUCACGCAAGCGCUGCGGCCAGCUGAGCCCGUCACGUAUCCGAUGAUGCAGAACUACAAUCAUCAGAGUCAGCAGCUCGCGAAUAACUCGGAUUACAGAAGCAUGACGAUGCAGACGAUCAAUUCGGACCAGUGCUACGAUAUGAACCAGGUCUCGCUGCAGAACAUGCCGAUGGAGCAUCCCAUAUAUCAGCCAGUCCCGAUGCAUCCGCACACGCAGAGCCUGAAAAAACUGCUGGAGGAGCUGAGGAAGUUGCCGCAGGAUCAGGACGUAACCGAGCCGGGUACGCAGGAGAAGAAGAUCGCGCUGAACAAUCACCGGCUCUUCCCGAUUCUCCGCAACGUCUUGUGCGAUCUGAAGAAGGAGAGCUACGGGAAACGCGGCCAGCGGCAGUUUUUCGCCGACGAGAAGCCCGAGAACAAGCCCAACGAGCAGCUCAUACGGCUGGACAAGAUGCUCAUCGCGGAGGGCAUCGCCGAGCCUCAAUUGGACGACACCUGCGCCACCCUCGCGAAACUCGAAGCCUCGUUAGGACCCCACGGAAUCGGCAACCAGGACUACCGCGACAAGCUGAAGCUGGUCAAGGUGUGGUACCACGGGGAGCUGGCCAAGUACAACAUGCACUGCAAGAGCUUCAAGGAGCACGUGAGGACGCUGCUGGCCGAGCAGUGCGCGACUCGGCCGAUCAGCGUCGAGGAGGCCGAGCGGACGAUCGACAUGAUCCACCGGAAGUUCGAGGCCGUGCAGAUCGUGCUUAAGCAGCAGACCUGCGAGUCCGUGAUGACGCUGCGCAGCCGGUGCCUCGACGCCAGGCGCAGGCGGCGCAACUUUAGCAAAGAAGCCUCGAAGAUACUCAAUGCCUACUUCUACUCGCACCUGCACAACCCCUACCCCAGCGAGGAGGCCAAGGAGGAACUGGCCAGGCAGUGCGAAAUCACCGUAUCCCAGGUGUCCAACUGGUUCGGCAACAAGCGCAUCCGCUACAAGAAGAGCACCGAAAAGCUCGAGGAGGGGGCCAGCAUGCACGCGAGCAUGGCCUACGACAUGCCCCCGAAAGUCCAGCAGGACUACCAGCUUCCGCACUACACGACUCCCUCGGCCAUGGGAUACGAUCAGCCGUACUACGGCCAACAGUCGAGCGUCUGACUCGACCUCUCUGAAUUGUACAUAAUUUAAUCUCUCGCGCCGUUUUGACAUCGGCCGAUUAUUAUUAUUUUUAAGUUUUAUCACAAUUCCAAUUCUACAUACACACGGCACGACGCCGAGCUUGAAUAAUUCUUCAAGCCGUAUGUCUCUAGCAUGUAAUCGUCAAUCGUAUAUACUUUUUUUAAUUAGUGUAUAUGAUAUAAUUAGUGUGCGAGUUGAAAUUUUUAAUUCUACAUAUAUACUUUUUUUUGUAUAUUUUUUUCAUUCGAUCGUUCAUACUUGCACCUCAUUUAGAUUCAGUUUACGUGCGUAUAUAAAAGUGAGCUUUACGCAGCUUCGCAAAAUUUCAACUCGUAUACAACAGAAUUGUACAUAAGUAAUUUUUCUGAAGAACUUGGAACUUUAAGCCCGUAUACGCCUGUCGAGAAAUUAGCUGUUAUUUCUAUUGCAUAAACAGCAAGAUCCUACGAAAAUA